Messenger RNA from Nematocida parisii ERTm1, 909 nucleotides. RefSeq lists its product as uncharacterized. Gene Ontology annotation, molecular function: ribosome binding; RNA binding; translation initiation factor activity. Lineage: Eukaryota; Fungi; Microsporidia. The coding region runs from base 1 to 888 and encodes 295 amino acids. Gene Ontology annotation, cellular component: eukaryotic translation initiation factor 2B complex; multi-eIF complex; eukaryotic 48S preinitiation complex. The transcript has a single exon. The record is from RefSeq and is a predicted model, not a curated record.
AUGGAAAAUAACCAAACACAUAGAUAUUACUUCGAAAAAUAUCCAAAAGAGGGGAAAGUGGUUAUUGGAAGAAUAAAAAGUUUUGCCGACAUCGGGGCAUACAUUACCCUACCAGAAUAUGAUGACAUAGAAGGCCUGAUUAUCUACAGUGAGCUAACGAAAAAAAGAACAAGAAAUAUACAGAAAUUAAUAAAGGUUGGGACACUUGAGGGGUUUCUUGUUUUGAAGGUGGACAAAGAAAAGGGGUAUAUAGACCUAAGCAAGAAAAGAGCACAGUAUGAAGAUAAAGUAGAAGCAUUUGAAAGAUACUAUAAGGGAAAGAUAGCCCAUAACUUCAUGCAGAGUAUAUCUGUGAAAUGUGACCGCUCUCUGGACACUCUGUACAGCAAAUUCGGAUGGGAGGCUGAAAAGGAGUUUGGCUCUCUCUACAAAUGCUUUAGAGAAGUGCUUUUUGGCGAAGGCGUUCUUCAGAGUAAGUUAGAGAAGUCUGAUUUUAUCACAGAAGAACUACUCGGUGAUGUUGAAGAGCUAGUCAAGCAGAAGUUUAUAGUGCCUAAAGUAAAGGUGCGUGCAGAUGCAGAGACAAAGUGCAACAAAGGAAAUGGUGUUCUCAUCAUAAAAGCUAUUCUUAUGAAGAUAGAGAAGGAGUACCCAGAAGUUGAGGUAUCUCUAAUCUCCUCUCCAGUCUUUUCCUUCUCUCUUAUGUGUGAAGACGGAGAUGCUGGUAUUAAAGUGCUAAAAGACCUCUUGGUAAAGCUGGAAAAGCGCACCAUGCAGGACCAGAGUGAAUAUAAGCUUGUAAUGGAGCCCACCGUGUUUGGGCCAAAACCACAAUUUGAUGCAGAAAACGAUGAGUCGGACGAUAGCACAUCUACAAUAUCAGACUAAAUAAAUAUAGAUUAAAAUCAC